Dermacentor silvarum is the source of this 2594-nucleotide messenger RNA. RefSeq lists its product as uncharacterized. The transcript has 4 exons. The record is from RefSeq and is a predicted model, not a curated record. Bases 134 to 1000 code for a protein of 288 amino acids. NCBI's taxonomy places the organism in Eukaryota, Metazoa, Arthropoda, Arachnida, Ixodida, Ixodidae.
CAAGUCAAGUCGUCCCGAAUAUGAGCUGGUUCUGUUGUUACCGCCCGUAAUGCUGUUUUUCUUUUUUUACAUGUGAACCCAAAAUUGUGAAAAACAUGCGAUGAAUAGCGCCGAAAUAACUUAAAGCCAAAAAAUGCUCACAGAAAGAGAGCAGCAGGGUCUGAGUAAGAUCAUCGGCGCUCUGGAACUCGCGGACGUGAUUGCACUGGCACAGACUGUCACUUGCAAGCAAAUCAAGCUUACAGAAAGAUCAGAAGCCGAGAGAGCCAUCCUUAGUGGUACCCAGAACCCAGCUGAUCUUCUACGGCGCAAAAAGAUUCUGCGAGAACUGCUGUUUCGCUAUCUUUGGAGUGAAAGCGUCUUUGUGGCGCCUGCACUGGCCAAGUCUGAUCUCAUCAAUGCAUGCCUACAGCACUGGCAGGAAGAUAAUGCACUCAAGUCUGGCCAGUUUCCAUCAAACAGCACCGAAAAGGAUGGCAAGACAUCGGAGGCCAGCUUCCAGGAGAAGCUGGGCACGGAGUUCACCAAUUGGUUCUUUGCACAGCUGAAUUCAGAAGGGGAGAAGUUGGGCCAUCAGCACUUCUUUCCCAACUGUCAUCUCCGAGUGCAGUGCUUUGAGCGGCUUGCUGGGCGGGAGAACCCUCCACGUGUUCUCUCGAUCCGGGGUUCGGAGCCGGCCUCACGAUUUCUGUGGCAGCUGGCCGGAGGUGCACGCCGCAUGUUCCAUCCCAAUGUGCGCUCGGUCAAGUGUGAAGUGGAGGAUCAUGGACUGGCACGCAUCAGCGUGACUGGUGUCGUGCACGAAUACAACAGCUGCAUGGGACUCUUCGAGUGCGGCUUUGGGCUGGUGCGUGACCCCAACGCGACAGCCACCGAGAGUGAUGUCUGGAAGCUGCAAUUUGUCGAGGUGGUCCUCAGGGUCUCGCGCAUCGGCUUUGUCACGGCUGCGGUGCUUUCGACUGGUGAAGACGACAUCACCAUGGAGCUGGAGUGUACUUGAGGGCCAGCCCUACUGUUCUUCCCUAAAUGUCGUCCUGUACCCUUUUCCUUUCACUCCCUCCCGUCCCGAUUCGUACGUAGUUGUCUCUCAGCAUUAGGGUAGUAUUGAAACUACUAGCCUGUCAGCCACAUGCUUCUCAUCAUUGCCCUUUCAAGUGACAGCCUAGCAGGAGUGUGGUGGGAUUCAGAGGCAGUACAUAUGGCUUAGUGCAUGGAAAAAAAAUUGAACGCUGUUUGGGAACAAAUAAAUUGAGUAUGAACAAGUGAGAGAGGGUCACAAGUGCCCAUGGGCUUGCAAGAGCACUCCUAGGCCAUACUGCAAUUUAGCCAAUUUCCUGAGUCUGCUGCCUCACUCCUUGGCUGCAUGAACACUGUCACACAUUUAUGUUUUCUUUUUGCCAUGGCGGAUGCAAUGCUGUGCUGUUGUGAAGUAUUUCCACUGGGCGAAAGCCAGCCACCCUUCUGCAAAUAAUGUUCUUGUAGUUGAAGAAUGAUUGCCCUGUAGCAUUCAGAAAGUAAGUGAAAGUUCCUAGUUCCUGGCAUGAUGAGCAAGCAUCAAACAUGCUAGUCUUUCAAGGCUAAAAAGAGGAUAAUAUCUUGAUGCACUGCACCAGUAUCACCUUUUUACUGGCUUAUUCUCGUCAAGCGCAGUGUGCUACCACUCAAACAGAUAUGCAAGUAGAUUUUUGUGUGGACUCUGGUGGAAGCUGUUUAACUUUGUAAUGCAUUGAGUAUGUGUCUAUUGCAAUGCACACAAUAAAAGAACUAGGCAUAUCCAGUAAUGUGGCACCAUUUAUUGCAUUUAUUGCAGAGACCGGUUGCAAAUGCUUGACUUCAUAUUAUUCAGCUUAUGCCUGUAUUGCUGAAUUGUAUCUGUGUUUGCCUGUUUUAUGUGUAUCACUUUAUAUUCCCCUCAUGGUAGAAAAGUUGCCCGCCUAAUCUAAAAGAAAAAUUUUGUUUUAAAGCUGUAGUGGUAUUAUCUUAUGCAUAUCUGCAGUAAUGAGCUAGUUUCAGGGUCAAUGUGUGGCAGCCCUUUGAAGAUCAGGCGGCCUUUUCACGAAUUAGUAUGGCCGACACUAUUUAUUUAUGUGAAUGGCAUAACCAGCCGUGUUCUUGUUCCCUAAUUGUUGGUGUACUAACCUGGCAGUUGCAGCAAAACAUAAUGCAAUGUAGCAUGCCACAUAGCCACUGGUGUAUCUGUAGUAACAUGCUGCAGUUGUCCGAAUUGGAUUUAAGACAACUGAAGCACAAGGUGUGCCACACCAUUCAGUGCCCUGUUAGAAACUGCUGGUAAAAACAAAAGCACUUUCCUCAUGAUGCAAACAGUAGUGAUCGCUCGUAUUUUCCCUUAAAGGUACUCGAGUAUAGGCGCUGUUUUGUAGAUCUCAAAAAUAAGCAUUGUCAUGCAUGUUCUUGUUAGCUUUUGUCAUGCACCCAAUAAUGAUGAGCUUUCUUGUAAUGCUCACAAUUAAUGAGGUAUAUACUUCCAUAUUCAUCUUUGUGUUUACAGUUCAUACCUUCUUUUGUGCCACUGUGUAGUGAGUCCACAUUGUAUGAAUAAAAUGUGCAGCAAGCUGUCUGCAGAAGCAGCGAAA